Molecule: messenger RNA, 381 nt
Organism: Angiostrongylus costaricensis
Lineage: Eukaryota; Metazoa; Nematoda; Chromadorea; Rhabditida; Metastrongylidae
Source: the annotation of a GenBank genome assembly
AUGCAAAGUCCUAAGAAGUGUGAGUUGCUUGAUAGUAUGCCUGCUUAUGACACUUCUACUGUUGAUGCCAAAAUAAUGUAUGAAAACUGUCUCUCUCACGACUGCUUCACAAUUGCUAGAGAACGCUUGUCGUCAUCUGCUUUGUCCGAGCAAUCGCCUAAUCCUCCCGAUAAAGGAAUCCCGAUAAAAACUGAACAGGCUGACAUUCUGGAGAAUAGCGUAUUGUGCAAGAAGAUUCCUGUUAAUAGCGGCGAUUUCACCACAAUGGCUCCAGAAGUGAAGUGGACUCGCCUACUCACGCCUGAAUCUGGUAUGAACACUAUGGGUCUUGCUCUACAUGGCGUUCUCAGAUACGAUGCCCAGCCUUCACCGAAAAGUUGA